CUGUUUUGGCGCCAACCGACCUCACACUCGCAGAUGAUUCGUCAGAUUCGUGCCUUUUUUCUAAUGUUUACAGUUUACACUUUGGAUCUAGGAAAAAGUACGAUAAUUAUUCUGAAUUAUUGAAAACGCAAAUCAGAAACCAUGGAGGGCAGGCCUCCUCUUGAAAAGGAUGAGUACGAGAUUCAGUUUUACGAACGCGCCGUGCGAGAGAUGUACAAAGAACUCGACGAUUUCUACCUUGAUAAUGCAACCGAGUCCAUGAAGAACAUGGCAAAGUUGGUCAAAAGGCAGCUGGGAGAGGAAAGGAAAGACAAAGUAGCGCACAUCGACAAAAACCUGGACAGUGUCUGCAAAGAAAUGGCUGAGCGGACCAAGAGGAAGCUCGGAAACCUGCAGGACAUGAUGGAGAACAAAAUUUUCCAAAUUCCUGACGACGUCGUCCUUCCCGAAGACAAGUGCCAAGUUCUCUACGCAGACAUGACCAUAAACAAAGUGGACCAGGAGUUCGACCAACUGCUUGCUCGGUAUGAAACCGUCCGAUUCCUCACUGAAGCUGCCAACGAUGAAAUACAGUGCCACCAAAACAUGUUUCCUGCGACCAAAGAGAUUGUGGACGACCUGGAAAAGCGGGCCGAGAGAAUAGAGGGUCUGCGUGUCAAACCCGAGACUGUGGCUCAACUCGGCAAAAUUGAGGAAUUGUUGAGAAAAUAAUGGUGGGAAGUAGUGAAAUGUGUUUUGAUUUAUGAAAUUAAAGUUAAUUUUAUUUAAGACAAUGAGAAUUUGGUUUAAAUU
This is a messenger RNA of Neocloeon triangulifer, 792 nucleotides long. RefSeq lists its product as uncharacterized. The coding region runs from base 142 to 711 and encodes 189 amino acids. The transcript has 2 exons. The record is from RefSeq and is a predicted model, not a curated record. NCBI's taxonomy places the organism in Eukaryota, Metazoa, Arthropoda, Insecta, Ephemeroptera, Baetidae.